Messenger RNA from Cherax quadricarinatus, 3632 nucleotides. RefSeq names its product WD repeat-containing protein 73. Gene Ontology annotation, molecular function: protein binding. Gene Ontology annotation, cellular component: cytosol; spindle pole. The record is from RefSeq and is a predicted model, not a curated record. Gene Ontology annotation, biological process: cytoplasmic microtubule organization. Lineage: Eukaryota; Metazoa; Arthropoda; Malacostraca; Decapoda; Parastacidae.
UGAACUCGUGUAUUAGACUUCUGCGUCAGCCUUCAUCGAGUGUGGACGUCUGUCUCUCGCCUGUGUAUCAGUGACAAAUUUCCACCGUUCUCUCUGGGACGCUUGUCCUCAUCUAUUCUGCCCGCCGGGCACUCUACAGGAUGGACACCUGUUCAUCGGGUUACUUGAGCCAGCUCCAUUUUUUUCCGCUCUGUGGAUAAUUCUUUAACGGUCUUUGGUGGGAAGCUGGUUACUGAACUCAGGUGGGGGUGUGUGUGCGUCCCGCUCUGCUGGGACUUGGCAAGGUGGUCCACCGGAUCUAAUCGGAAACUUAAAGUUUUAUGUCUCUGUUUACAAAGGAACUUUUGUUGGCAACAAAUCUCCCCCAACAUUGGGAAGGCGGUCUCCAUACAGCGUAUGUUGUCAGUGGCCCUGAUAAACCCAACAAAGAAGAAAAAAAAGAUAUAAGUUAAGUUUUUUCAGAUACACAUAAAGUCACAUAAAUUAUCAUACAUAGCAACAUGUGUGUAAAUUACCAAAAAAGUCAGACAAAGUGUCUUAUUUCCAUUGGGGUCCUUGUAAUAACUGAUAAAAGGAGAUAUACUAGGAAUAAGGUAUUUAGCGCUUCUUUUUUUUAUAUAAUAAUAAUAAUAAUAGGAAUAAGGUAAAGUGAGUUAUUUGUAAGUAUUAAGUCCUGGAGACGAGGAACUUCUGUGCCGACUGAAACAAGUCAGAGAAGAGGAAGAACUCUUGCAAUUAUCGGCAGAAGAAACCUUUUUUAUUUAUUUAUUAAUUUAAACAUGAUACAUAAAGUACAAAGAAAUACAGUGGUUAAGUGUAACAUGGCAAAGCCCCUAAUAUGCAGAGCAUUAUGGGCAGGCUUAAAAUUAACUUAAGAUUAACUAAGCAAUGAUAUAUUCAGUGGUAAACAUUAUCGUAAACAAAUAACAAUUAAGCACAAAUGAGUAUUUCAAAGAUAGGUCAUAUGAUUAUUUACUGUGUUGCUGAGCAUUCAGUACAAUGGAGUAUUCUGUUAGGUAAUGUAAUUAAAAAUAACAAAGUUUCAUUGGGUCACAGGUUAAACAUUUAUGAGAUACAAUUAUUCAGUAUUUAUUUAGUUGUGGUUGAGUAAGUGAUUUUUAAGAAGAUACUUGAAUUUAUAAACCGACAUUGUUUCUUUUAUAUUCAUAGGUAAUGAAUUCCAGACUUUUGGGCCUUUUAUGUGCAUUGUUUUUUUACAUAGUGUGAGAUGGACUCGAGGAACAUCAGAGUGAUCUGUGCCUUGUGUUAUGGUCAUGUGUUCUGUUGAGGUUGGCAAGGAGAAGUUUGAGGGGAGGUUUUAUAUCUGACUCCUGAAGAACUCGUGCAUGUAGUCAUCAGAAGUGAACCUAUAAGCUGCUGGCAUCUCGAAGAAGAGGAACAUCAGAAGAGCAUGGAGAGGCAUGACAGCCUCUCUGAUUGUGAGGAAUCAGACGAUGAAUGGUUCUUUGACUCGGUUAGAAGAUACGAAGACUUGCUAAUAUACGAUGUACAUGGGUUUAUUUGCUCUGCAGCCUUCUGUGAUGACAGCAGAUUGCUUUUGGCAGUUUCUAGAGAACAGCACCAUGAGGUAUGGGAGCUGGGUUUUCCAGAUAAAUUGGUUACAAAGAAAGAUGCAGGCCUGGUCAAAAAUCGAGACUUCAGUUUACUGGCAGCUGGUUACACUGAAAGUAUGACAAAGAAGAUGGUGUACGUGGCAUCGGGUGUGGUAACCUCAGGAGCAGAUGGUGUGCACUUUUAUUCCAUACCACAGUCUAAGUCAGAAUCAGAUGUGAUCAGCUUAACCAGGGCCCUGAGAAAGGAUGUGAAGGAUGCCUCCUUGGCUUCGUCCGGCAUUAGUGUUUACGUUGGUGAAUCUCUCUCUCUCAUCAACAGUUUUGAUCUGAAUUCAAGCAAAGUGUCUGAAGUCCUCAAGAUUCCAAAUGAUACUGCAAAUAAUAGUGUUGUGGACUGUAAGGACGCAAUUAGCAACAUGUCUUAUGUGUGUGAAAAACUUUUUAUAGGCCUGAGAGACAGAGGAAAUGUGCUUUUGUAUGAGCCAAGACUAGGUAAGGUUGCACAAGACAUAGCAACAUCAAAUAUUUUAGAGAAAAAUUGGACAAUGGAUGUCAGUCGUGGUGGAGACUUUGUGGCUAUUGCUAACUCCUAUGGUACUUUAAAUGUUUAUGAUAUAAGGAAUUGUAGCAAAGCAAUUUUUGCAGAUACAGUGAAGGUGGAAGAAAACAAACUGGAGAUCCACGAAGUAUGCAUUAGCCCAAAUAGCUCUUUUGUAUCAGUGUGUGGUCGUGACACAAAUGUUCGUGUUUUUAACUUCAACAGAGCUGAGGUGAAUAAUGGAAAUGUAUUCACUCACGAUGGUCAUAGAGGACAUAAUGUAGAGAGUAUUGUAACUCAUUUAUGGCACCCAUCAAAGGACAAACUUGUUCUUUCUGCUGAUAACACAGGUAAGCUAGAGGCUUGGAGGUUUAGAUAGAUCCAGUCUCUAGAGAAAUUAACAGCUAUAUGUAUAUACAGUGGACUCCCGCCUUACGAUCAGCUCCCAACUCGAACAGUUAUGUAAGUGUAUUUUUGUAAGUGCUUUUGUACAUGUAUUUUUGGGGGUCUGAAACGGACUAAUCUAAUUUACAAUAUUCAUUAUGGGAACAAAUUCGUUCGGUAACGGCACCCGAACAAACUUCCGGAAUGAAUUAAUAUCCUAAGUUGGGGGUCCACUGUAUUUAGAGUAAUUUAUCGAAGGGUCUCUUUAAAAUGUGAUUGCAGAGUACAGCAAUACAGAUUACAGCCAAUUAACCCUUUCAGGGUCCAGAGGCCAAAUCUUAGAGUGACAGCCAGGGUUCAAGAAUUAAAAAAAAAAAAAAAAACUUACAGAAUUAAAGAUAAUAUUUUUCUUAUUAUUUUGUUAACACACUGGCUGAUUCCCACCAAGGCAGGGUGGCCCGAAAAAGAAAAACUUUCACCAUCAUUCACUCCAUCACUGUCUUGCCAGAAGGGUGCUUUACACUAUAGUUUUUAAACUGCAACAUUAACACCCCUCCUUCAGAGUGCAGGCACUGUAAUUCCCAUCUCCAAGUAAUAAAACAAAAAAACAAAAAAAUUCCCUAAAGUCAGUACCUGACCAGCCGGGCUGUGAUUCGUACGUCAGCUUGGGUGCGGCCAGCAGUAACAGCCUGGUUGAUCAGUCCCUGAUCCACCACGAGGUCUGAUCUUAGACUGGGCCGCAGGGGCAUUGACCUCUGAAACCCUCUCCAGGUAUACUCCAGGUAUUUCAAGCUUACACGUAUAAGGAAAUCUGACUAAUCUUUUCAUUAAUAAACUGAAAGACAGGGUACAGUGCAUGUAAUAAAGUUUCUUCAUUGUUAUAGUACAAGGGAGAGGGGAGGUAUGAUUUACAAACACCAGAUUUACAGACACCAGAUUUACAGACACCUGGCUUACAAAUACAGUGGUACUUUGACUUACGAGUGCCCCAACUUACGAGCCGUCGCUAGGUGAAUGUUUUGCUUUGAGUUGCGAGCCAAAAUCUGAGUUACAAGUGAGCUUCCGAUACGUCACCACUAGUUGGCCCAGCGAACGCCACAACAUCCGCCCAGCAUCCCAGCGUUUUGUGCUUUUUG